AUGGGUGUCGCAACAAAUACUCUUGCAAUUUGUACAAUACUUAUUUCAUCGCAACUUCACAAUGCAUUUGGCUAUAUAAGUACUUCGCAGUCAACGGCCAAUAUUGUUGUAUCAUUAAUUUUUUGUUUUUGGGCAGCACCAUUGGCUUUAAAUCCUAUUCCUGGUCAUUUAAUAUUAUUCUUCUGGUGGGUAGCAUUAUUUUCUCAUUUUGCUAUUGCUUGCAAUCGUCUUAUUGCUGUAACACGUCCAAUCCGUUACGCAAAAAUAUUUUCAACUCGCAACACCAAGAUUGUUUUAAUUUUCGUUUGGGCAAUACCAUUUUUAUACAGUUUAAUAUAUGAAAUAAAUGGGUGCAAUUUUUAUUUUAAUCGACUCACUCUGAAAUGGGAAUAUAGUGAAACAGCAUGCGGACAAAUGCUAUCUACAUACAUCGAUGUCAUCAUUUGUUAUAUGAUGAUUAUAUCGGUGCUUACGAUCGAUAUAACUACAUAUAUACUCAUGAAAAGAUUUAAUUCGCAUGUACGAUUCCCAGUUCAUUGCCCUUCAGAUUCUAAUUUCACUGUUCAGAAAGUCGCGAAUAAUAUUGUUGUGAAAGGUGCAUCAUAUAUACGUCGAAAGAAAGAAAUUUCUUUCUACAUUCAGGCUUGUUGCUCCAUAUCUGUAUAUUUGGUGACAGUCAUUUUUUUUUAUGGAGUUGAAGGUUAUAUUGAUUCUCCGAUAAUUUCGUUUUAUAUGUCAACAUUUCUUUGGGAAAUAGUGCAUAUGAUAGAUGGUAGUAAUGAACGUAGCUUUCCCAAAAUGCCAGAAGAAAGAAUUACCACAUAUUCGGAUAAGCCACAGAGCCUUACACAAUCUAGACUUCCCUCACUGCUCAAUCCUCCACUGAUGCCAGCAAUACCCUCACGAAUUUAA
Dracunculus medinensis (Guinea worm) is the source of this 912-nucleotide messenger RNA. NCBI's taxonomy places the organism in Eukaryota, Metazoa, Nematoda, Chromadorea, Rhabditida, Dracunculidae. The record is from the annotation of a GenBank genome assembly.